GGGCGGCAGUGGCUAAGCGCGACCGUGCGCGCCGGCGCUCACUCGAAGCCGCGAGCCGCCUGGAGCCUCCUCUCUCUCUGCGAGGCCCGCGCUGCCGGUCAUGUCUUUGAGGGGCAGCCUUUCGCGUGUCCUCCGGAUGCACGCGCCUUCCGUGCUGAAGAAAUCCGUCCACUCCGUGGCCGUGAUAGGAGCCCCUUUCUCUCGUGGACAGGGGAAAAAAGGAGUGGAGUAUGGUCCCGCUGCCGUUAGAGAAGCUGGCUUGAUGAAAAGGCUCUCCAGCUUGGGCUACCGCCUAAAAGACUUUGGAGAUUUGAGCUUCACUCCAGUUCUCAAAGAUGAGCCCUUCAACAAUCUGGUAGUCAAUCCGCGCUCAGUGGGCCUCGCCAACCAGGAACUGACCGAGGUGGUUAGUGGCGCGGUGUCAGACGGCUACAGCUGUGUCACCGUGGGAGGAGACCACAGCCUGGCAAUCGGUUCUAUUAGUGGUCACGCCCGGCACUGCCCAGACCUUUGUGUCAUUUGGGUUGAUGCCCAUGCUGACAUCAAUACACCCCUCACCACUGUAUCAGGAAAUCUCCAUGGACAGCCAGUUGCAUUUCUCCUCAGAGAACUACAGGACAAGAUACCACCACUCCCAGGCUUUUCCUGGAUCAAACCUUGUAUCUCUUCCCCAAACAUCGUGUAUAUUGGCCUAAGAGACGUGGACCCUCCGGAACACUUUAUUUUAAAGAACUAUGAUAUUCAGUAUUUUUCCAUGAGGGACAUUGAUCGACUUGGUAUCCAGAAGGUCAUGGAACAGACAUUUGAUCUGCUGAUUGGCAAAAGACAAAGACCAAUCCACCUGAGUUUUGACAUUGAUGCUUUUGACCCUACGCUGGCCCCAGCCACAGGAACCCCUGUGGUAGGGGGACUGACCUAUCGAGAAGGCGUGUAUAUUGCUGAAGAAAUACACAAUACAGGGUUGCUGUCCGCACUGGAUCUGGUUGAGGUCAAUCCUCACUUGGCCACUUCGGAGGAAGAAGCAAAGGCGACAGCCAGCCUUGCGGUGGAUGUGAUUGCUUCAAGUUUUGGUCAGACAAGGGAAGGCGGGCACAUCAUCUACGACCAACUUCCUACUCCCAGUUCACCAGAUGAAUCAGAAAACAAAGAACGUGUGCGGAUUUAGGAAAUACUGCACGCUGGAGCGUCUCACAGUGGGCAUUCCAGAGCUGUGAGGCAUUUUGAGGGGACAGAUAUAAAUGGCUAUCUGGGUCAAUACUGCCUUAAUGAGAACAUCUGUGCAUUCUCACAACUGUAAAGUCUCCCCUCUCUCUUUUGGUGACCAACAGUACCACUGUAAAUGCAUUUGGUUUUUUGCAGUUCACAAGGUAUUAAUGUAGUAUUAUGUAAAUUUGAAGAGAUCAUAAACAUUUAUUACCUUGGUAUAUCA
This is a messenger RNA of Chinchilla lanigera (long-tailed chinchilla), 1429 nucleotides long. RefSeq names its product arginase 2 (gene Arg2). Bases 101 to 1165 code for a protein of 354 amino acids. Lineage: Eukaryota; Metazoa; Chordata; Mammalia; Rodentia; Chinchillidae. The transcript has 8 exons. Gene Ontology annotation, molecular function: manganese ion binding; arginase activity. Gene Ontology annotation, cellular component: mitochondrion; cytoplasm. The record is from RefSeq and is a predicted model, not a curated record.